Messenger RNA from Alternaria atra, 951 nucleotides. RefSeq lists its product as uncharacterized. The coding region runs from base 1 to 951 and encodes 316 amino acids. Gene Ontology annotation, cellular component: peroxisomal membrane. The record is from RefSeq and is a predicted model, not a curated record. The transcript has 2 exons. Gene Ontology annotation, molecular function: ATP binding; long-chain fatty acid transmembrane transporter activity; ATP hydrolysis activity. Lineage: Eukaryota; Fungi; Ascomycota; Dothideomycetes; Pleosporales; Pleosporaceae. Gene Ontology annotation, biological process: very long-chain fatty acid catabolic process; peroxisome organization; long-chain fatty acid import into peroxisome.
AUGUCUAGCGACGCCUUUGGUCGGGUCAUGUUCUCGUACAAGGAGAUUACCGAACUCGCUGGUUAUACCUCACGCGUAUCGACCCUCCUCGACGUAAUCGACGAUAUCCAAGCCGGUCAUUUCGAAAAGAAGCUCGUUUCUUCAGCCGACACCGAGGAAAACGCAUCCGUUCUACGCGGUCGUGGUACUGUUACCGAAGGCACUGAUAUCGAGUUCAUCGACGUACCUAUAGUAUCUCCGAAUGGUGAUGUGCUCGUCCGGGCACUUUCCUUCAGCGUAAAGCCCGGAGAUCAUCUACUAAUCGUAGGACCAAACGGAUGUGGAAAGAGUAGCCUAUUCCGUAUCCUAGGUGGUCUCUGGCCAGUAUAUGGCGGCAAGGUACGAAAACCACCAUUCGAAGACAUAUUCUAUAUACCGCAACGACCAUACCUCUCGCGUGGUACGCUGCGCCAACAGAUCAUAUAUCCGGACUCGCUACAUGAUAUGCACUCCAAAUCUAUCACCGAUAAUGAUAUCCUUUCCAUCCUCGAGACUUUGAACCUUGAAUCCCUUAUCGACCGCCCGGGUGGCUUCGACGCUGAGGCACAAUGGGAAGACGUGCUUUCAGGUGGUCUUCAACAACGCGUCGCUAUGGCGCGGCUCUUCUACCACAAGCCUCGGUACGCCAUCUUGGACGAAUGCACAAGCUCCGUUACACUGGAAGUAGAAAGGGUGAUGUAUGAAGAAGCGAAGAGACUGGGUAUAACUCUCAUGACGGUCAGUCACCGGAGAAGUCUCUGGAGGUAUCAUACCAGAAUAUUGCAAUUCGAUGGACAAGGCGGCUUUUAUUUUGGAGGCCUAGAUGCGGAGAGAAGGGCGGUACUUGAAGAUGAGAAGGAAGAUAUUGACCUGCAGCUCAGAGCUAUUCCUGAUAUUGAACAAAGAAUCAAGGAGUUAGAAGCUUCGCGGUGA